GAUCAAGAAUAAAAGAAGCGGUCUACCUCAACACACACACACAAGGCUUCGCCGCUCCUCCGCCUCGCUCAUCGCCAUGCCCUCCCCUUCCUGGCCGUCGCUCUCCUCCAGGCCUACCAGGCGCCCUUCCCCGGCAUCUAACCAUGGCGGCGGCCAUAACAACCUCGUCCCCAGCAUCACCAUCUGCCCCUCCUGCAAGAACUCCCCCUCCGCCGCCACCGUUGACCUCCUCAUCCUCGUCCUCGUCCUCUGCUCCUGCGCCUUCCUCAUCGCCUCCUCCCUCGCUCACCUCGCCCGCGCCGCCGCUCUCCUCCUCCCUGUCUCCCCCGUCCCCGCUCCCUUCCGCGACGCCCCCUACCCCUACCUCGCCGGUCUUCUCCUCUUCUUCCUCGCCGCCUCCCUCGCCGCUGCCCAACUUUCCUGCCGCCUCCCCUCCCUCCUCCCGUGGUCCCGCCGCCGCCGCUGCGGCAACCCUCGCUGCCGCGGCCUCAAGAAGGCCCUCGAGUUCGACGUCCAGCUUCAGACCGAGGAGUGUAUCCGAUCGCCUGACUCUUCGCAAUCCGCCGCCUGGAAGGAGAUCGACGAUCUUCCCUGGAAGGGCGGGCAGCAGGGGAAUAAUCCCGACUAUGAGUGCCUCCGGGUUGAGCUCAGGAGGAUGGCGCCGCCCAACGGUCGCGCCGUGUUGCUCUUCCGCGCCCGAUGCGGAUGCCCUGUGGCGAGGCUCGAGGCCUGGGGGCCCAAGCGGGGCCGCCGCCACAAGAGGGAUUUGAAUCUCAAAUCAUAUUGUCCGGCACGGGCGGUACAUAUCAGUCCGUCAAUUGAUCGGCACGUGGACCGCCCACUACCGGACAGUAUCAAUUGGUGGACAAGACAAAGAGCAUGAUGGUGAGGAAGACGAGGCUACGACGCUCGUUGGACAGAGAAGGCAUGACGGAGAAGAGAGUUGGACGUGGCGGGACACGAAGAAGCGCUCCGUCGAGCGGAACACGAUAGGGGGAGGGUCCUCGCUUCGUCGGGCAGAGCACUGUAGGGGGUGAGUCCUUGCUCCGUUGGGCGAAACACGGUAGGAGGCGGAGGGAUCUUGGCCGUUGUGGUCAAGGAGGUCGCGGUCGACUGCGAAGGAAGGGAUCCUGGCCGAGGUUGGACUGCUGCUUCCCCUUCUUGCUCUCAUCGUCAUCUUGGUCUUCUUCCUUACGGUCGCUAUUGGCGGUAGUGGCGGGGGAGUGAGAGAUGAGCUCGCCCUAGGUUGGAUCCUCACUAGAUUCGGCUGUUGCGGGAGCAUUGCGGAGUGCCUCGCGGGGGAUGAGUUCAAGUUGGGGACGGAGGCGACUCGUCGCAUCCUCACCCGCUUUGCCAUCACCCCCUUUCUGUCUCUCGAGAUGGAAAGGGGGUGAUGGUUUCUUCUUCUUUUAAGAAGAAACCAUCCUCACCCGCUCUGCUGGAUGGUUUCUUCUUCUUUUAAGAAGAAACUAUCCUCGCCCACAUGCAAGAUGGUUUCUUCUUAAAAGAAGCGUGUACCGCUCGGUGCACCCUAGUGUAUUACUCAGUAUGCUGUAUCGAACAAAGCUCGGUACAUCGAUACGGUACGAAAUUAAAAACCUCAGAUAGAACAAUUUGAAAUGCUAGAUAUAGCAUGUUUUUGUAUCAUUUUGAAAGAUCUUUUCUUGUUUGUAAUCCUAACACAACCCUUUUUUUUUUGUCUGGUGAAAUUUUGGAAAGCCAAGAUCCAUUCAAAACUUCAGGCUGCUUUUGACAGUGAUUCAUUGCAGGGGUAACACUAAAAACCUACUAUAGGUCAAGAAGAUUUGACCAAGUUCUUUUUCCAAGUUGUAUGUGGAAUAUGCAGGGAAGGAUUCUCAUCUUUAUUUGCAUUCUUUAAUUUCAUGGAAUUUUUGACAUAGGCGACGCUUUAGUUCGGUGUGGAAUUUUUUAUUUUGCAAAGGUAUGCGAUAAAGAUGAUAUUGGAUCACAAGAACUUGCUAUUGCUAUCAAUAGUUAAUAUCUUUAUCGGCUAGAUUAGUCAACACAAGUAGGGAGAAAAUUGGGGCAUAACUCCCACCGAAAUGCUUGGCUGUGGUGCAGGUAAGAAACUUUUUGACUAUGUUUGUAAUAAUGUGAGGUAAUCGGUGAAUACAUGAUUCUUAUUAUUAUUUUCAUCACAACGUAUUUAGUGAGUAGGAGUUGGCAGGCAUCCGCAUUCGAUGAUGGUUUUGUCUUUUCCGUUGUUGCCUUCUUCCCUUUUAUGCGCAGCUGUUCCUUGUGUUUCAACUUUUUAACAAGAAACAACUCGUUUGUCUUCGGCUUCUUCAAAACACCACUGUUUCUAUUUUGAUGCACUGAAUUGGCUAUCCUGGU
This is a messenger RNA of Musa acuminata AAA Group (dessert banana), 2355 nucleotides long. RefSeq lists its product as uncharacterized. Bases 77 to 883 code for a protein of 268 amino acids. NCBI's taxonomy places the organism in Eukaryota, Viridiplantae, Streptophyta, Magnoliopsida, Zingiberales, Musaceae. The transcript is spliced from 2 exons. The record is from RefSeq and is a predicted model, not a curated record.